AUGGGAAAAGAAGAAGAAGAAUUAAAUCAUAUUUGGGAACUUUUCAAAGACCAACCCGAGGAAAUCAGGGCCAAAAGACAACAAGUAACCAGCAUUUUGAAUGAAAAUCCAUUAUCAUCAUUUCCAAAAUCCAUUUCAAUACUAACAGCAUUUGAUGAAUUAUUCGAAUGUUUCUCCAUAGGAGGACAAAUCAGGAAUUAUUAUAGAUACGGAUCUUUAGAUUCAUGUAUUGAUCAAAGAGAAAAAUUUUGGUUUGCCAUGAAACACGGGAAUCUUUAUGGAGAAACCAAAAUCACUGAAGAUUCAGAUAUUAAACAAAUAGAUAAUGCUAAUAAAGUACAAGAGUUUUUCAAAACUAGAUUGAUAAAGAUGAAAGCCACGGGAAGUUCAGAAGAUAUAUGGGAUGCAAGGAGUAAACCACUAAACAAUCCUUUUAAAGAAUAA
Yamadazyma jaroonii is the source of this 444-nucleotide messenger RNA. The record is from the annotation of a GenBank genome assembly. Lineage: Eukaryota; Fungi; Ascomycota; Pichiomycetes; Serinales; Debaryomycetaceae.